Molecule: messenger RNA, 1246 nt
Organism: Cannabis sativa
Lineage: Eukaryota; Viridiplantae; Streptophyta; Magnoliopsida; Rosales; Cannabaceae
Product: ribonuclease 2
Exons: 9
Coding region: 91-963 (290 amino acids)
Biological process (GO): RNA catabolic process
Cellular component (GO): extracellular region
Molecular function (GO): RNA binding; ribonuclease T2 activity
Source: RefSeq, a predicted model, not a curated record
UAGUUGGUCGUUUAGGGACACCUUAGAAUAAAUAAUAAAAAUAGAAUCUUUUUCUUGGGAGAUCGGAAAUACCAAACCUCGGCUGCUCCGAUGGCUCUGCUUCUCACCAAAUUCGCUUCUUUAGCCUUCUUAGCAUUAUCAAUGGCUUCCUUAAUCCUCACCACUGAGUCCACCAAACCUAAUGGACUCGGAUUUGGAAUCUUUCCAAGAGGAAAACAUCAUACUCAGUCUCAGAGAGAGUUCGAUUACUUCGCUUUGGCUCUGCAAUGGCCCGCCACUUACUGUCGCCGUAGCCGCCAUUGCUGUACUUCCAAUGCUUGCUGCCGAGGUUCAAAUGCUCCUGCUGAGUUUACAAUACAUGGGUUGUGGCCUGAUUACAAUGAUGGAAGCUGGCCUUCUUGCUGCACUAAUAAGAGGUUUAAUGAGAAAGAGAUUUCAUCAUUGCUUGGUGAUCUGGAGAAGUAUUGGCCGUCUUUAAGUUGCGGUUCACCAUCAACCUGUCAUGGUGGUAAAGGGUCAUUUUGGGGUCAUGAGUGGGAGAAGCAUGGAACUUGUUCUGCUCCUGUCACUGGUGAUGAAUACAAUUACUUUUCAACGGUCCUAAAUAUCUACUUCAAAUACAAUGUCUCGAGAGUCCUCUCCGAAGCAGGAUAUGUAGCUUCGGAUAGUGAAAAGUAUCCCGUUGGAGGCAUCAUUUCUGCCAUUCAAAAUGCUUUUCACACAACCCCAUUGAUAGUUUGCAAAAAUGGAGCUAUAGAGGAACUUCGGUUAUGCUUUUACAAGACCUUUGAGCCCCGUGACUGCGUGACUCAAGUUAACAGUGAGAACACGGUUUCUUCAAGAAACUCAUGCCCUAAAUAUGUCAGCUUACCAGCGCACGCUUCAAGGGGGUUUGAUGGUGCCGAAACAAAACUUCCAUGGAUUCCUGCAAAAGAAGCUAUUGAAGAACAUGAGAGCAUGUAAAUAUUGUGAACCAGUCUCACAUAAUGGAUAUUUUUCUUAAUUUAUCUGUAUAAUAAAAUGUUGCAUAAAUCAGACACCAUAUGAAAUGUUGAUACAUAGGUGUGUGUGUAGAUUACAGCUCCAUUGUUCUCCUCUAUCAUUGAAAAUAUGCAAACAUUAGUUUAUCAAAACAGAAAACAGAGAAGUAAAAAAUAGCUUAGCUUUCUGCCAUGGAGUUUGUAUAUAUUGAACAUUUUGUUUUUAAUGUUUUCUACACUAAAAAAAGAAAAAUCUUUUUAUGUUA